AUGGAGCCUCUUAACGUUGAAUGCGAUCUUCAGUCACUAAGAAAAUUAUAUGGUUUUCUUCUUCUCCAAUCAAAUGCAAACAAAGAUUAUAUACCACAAGCAUUUUUGUUAGAUGAAAACUCACAGUUUCUACUAAAACGGUUACUAGAUUCCGCGACCAAGGAACUUUUGUCUAGACAACACAAGGUUCUUGCACAAGCACAGUUAGGUUUGCAAGAAAAGGUUUCUACACCGAGUAACACAGUCUCAAGGGGUGUCUUCAAGUUGCCAAGUAAGGCUGGUUUAACACAUGAAGUCGUUGACUCAAUCGAACGAAUCGAAACGCAGCUUUCUGCGUUUCAGUUUUGUUCUAGUCGCGGUGAUAGAACACGGUCACACAAGUCUCCUAGUGUAGUAACUCUAAUGGAAGAAAAAGAAGAAAGUUACUCAUCUUCUUUAAUGCCUUUUCAAAGGUUAAGUGACAAAGCGUUGAUGGAACCAAGACAAAGCUAUUUAAGUAGCCAGACUACAAGAACCACGAACUUAGCACCUAGCCUGAGAAGCCGAAGCUGUUAUGAUCCAACUUUGGCUCUUGAUGAUCAGAUUGUUCUUGCCACGUCAAGACCUUCUCGUCCUAUGAGAUCAGUUGGUUUCGAGAAGCCAAGAGAGAGCAACAGAACGUCACAAAAGAUGGUUAGUAUGAAACCAACUUUGUUGUUGGAUCAAGAAACCGAGACUGAAACAAGCUCAGAAGAACAAGAACAAGUUUCUUCAACAGAUCAAGAAUCAGAAGAAGUCUCAUCCUCUGGCUCAAGCUGGGAAACUCAUCAGGCUGAGAGUGUUACUGAGUCAGACUCAUCCUAUCAAUCAGAGAGUGAAGAUUAUGAUGAGAACUCACAAGUUAGUGACUCUCCUCCACGUAACAGAUCAAGGGAUCCUGUAAAACAGAGGAGAAAGGGGACAGGGCGGCUUAAAAGAUUCAAGGAGAAGCUAGGUAAAGUGUUUCACCAUCACCACUAUCAUCACCACCACCACCAAAAGGAGGAGGAGCAAGGCCGCAAGCCAUCAGCUUGGAAGCAUUUAGUGAAGAAACAUCUAAAGAAAGACAAAGAGAAAGUGGCUGAGAAGAGGAUGAAAGGUGUGACUACACAUAACAACAAAGGUGGACAGUUUCAUACCCUAGUGAAAGGGUUCAUGAGACAUCAUAAAAGAAACUCAAAGAACAAAAAGGAGAAGAAGUUUCAAACCCCUAAGCGUCAAGGUGGUGUCAAGCUUCCCAAAGGAGGGCGUGUUAAGUUAGAAAAAACAAAUUAUUUAUGUAAUAAAGAUCAACAACAUGAUGAAAACUAG
This is a messenger RNA of Eruca vesicaria subsp. sativa (arugula), 1329 nucleotides long. Lineage: Eukaryota; Viridiplantae; Streptophyta; Magnoliopsida; Brassicales; Brassicaceae. The record is from the annotation of a GenBank genome assembly.